Messenger RNA from Nelumbo nucifera (sacred lotus), 1999 nucleotides. RefSeq names its product putative arabinose 5-phosphate isomerase. The record is from RefSeq and is a predicted model, not a curated record. Gene Ontology annotation, biological process: carbohydrate metabolic process; carbohydrate derivative metabolic process. Gene Ontology annotation, molecular function: isomerase activity; carbohydrate derivative binding. Lineage: Eukaryota; Viridiplantae; Streptophyta; Magnoliopsida; Proteales; Nelumbonaceae.
ACGCAAAGCUUUGGGUAGCCAACGGCAACGUGUUAAAGUUGUAAGACCGCCCAGAUGGAAUUUCUCUAGCCCAUCUUUUUCACGAUUAAUUCAUCCAUUAAUAGUUGAACUUGAAAGUUGAAACCCUCCCCCCAAUCUCUCUCUCUCUCUCUCUCACACACACCAGAGCCCAGAGCCGGAAGAGAAGUUGCCCAUUUUGUUCACGGCUGACCUCUACUCAUCUCCUUUGUUUCUUCCAUGAUCUGCUACGAUGUUUGGUGGAGCUCUCCGUUGCUGUUUCCCGUUUUCUGUUUUCCUACAAGGUGUUCGUUGAAAGUACUGUGAGAGAGAGGGCGUACGCGCUUCACUACUAUGCCUUUUGUUAAAGAAUAAAGAUCCUCCUCUACUUAUCUGUUUUCCCUCAAGGUGGUCGUUGAAAAUAUUGCGUGUGUGUGUGUGUGUGAGAGAGAGAGAGAGAGGGUGUAGUUAUCUACCUAGUUGCUCAUCCCAUGAUCCGCUAUAAGAUGUUUUUCCUGGGUUCUUCUGUUUUCUCUCGAGGUGUUCGUUGAAAAUACUGUGAGAAAGAGAGAGGACGCGCGCGCUGCGCAUGUCACUGUGUCACACUGACUGACCUUGUUUCGCUUCGUAUUUCUGAAAGAACUUCACUUCAAAUCUUCAAUAUUAGACGUACACGUGGUGUAUGAAUAAAUGAUAAAAUCGCGUAUUUUACCGUAUAUCUAUAAAGUUCGCUGUGAAUUCGCAUACUAUACGGGUAUAAUACGAGAAUUUAGUAAUUGUUUUAUCACAGAAUCGUCGUUAUUCAAAGAACACCGACAUACCUUUGAGCCCAGGGGAGCGAAAAUGGGAUCUCUCCCGCCAUCUCCGGACAUCUUCUCACCCCCUAAAGAAACACAGACACAAAUUAACCCUAACGAACUUCUCAAUCUCUUCAAAUCACAGCAGAAAUAUCUUAAUUUCUUCUUUCAGAACCUCGAUCUCUCUCAGACCCUGACAUUCACCCAGACCCUGUUGAAUGCCAAAGGUACAAUCUUCUUCACCGGUGUUGGAAAAUCUGGCUUCGUCGCCCAAAAGAUCUCUCAGACCCUGGUUUCUCUCGGCAUCAAAUCGGGUUUCUUGUCUCCCGUCGAUGCUCUCCAUGGCGAUAUCGGCAUUCUGUCCCAAUAUGAUCUUCUUAUUUUCUUUAGCAAGUCUGGGAACACCGAGGAGCUACUCAGAUUGGUGCCCUGUGCCAAGGCGAAAGGGGCGUUCUUGAUCUCCGUCACGUCGUUGGAGGGGAAUUUGCUGACGAGUGUUUGUGAUAUGAAUGUACAUUUGCCUUUGGAGAGAGAAUUAUGCCCUUUCGAUCUAGCGCCGGUGACUUCAACGGCAAUUCAGAUGGUUUUUGGAGAUACGGUGGCGAUUGCUCUAAUGGGUGCGAAGAAUCUGACAAGGGAUGAGUACGCAGCGAAUCAUCCCGCUGGGAGGAUUGGGAAGAGCCUUAUUUUUAAGGUAAAGGAUGUUAUGAAAAAGAAAGAGGAGCUUCCAGUGUGCAGGGAAGAAGAUUUGAUCAUGGAUCAACUAGUAGAACUCACAAGUAAGGGAUGUGGAUGUCUACUUGUUGUUGAUGAGUGCUACCAUCUUAUUGGGACUUUUACUGAUGGUGAUCUGAGGCGAACCCUCAAGGCGAGUAAAGAGGGUAUCUUCAAGCUCACCGUGGGAGAGAUGUGCAACAGGAACCCAAGAACAAUUGGUCCUGAUGCAAUGGCGGUGGAAGCCAUGCAGAAGAUGGAGUCCCCACCAUCACCUGUGCAAUUCCUACCUGUCAUUGACCAUCAAAACACUAUGAUUGGUAUUGUCACAUUACAUGGAUUGGUGUCAGCAGGCCUGUGAAUCAGUGUAUUGUGUUGUUUUCCGUCCAUGUUAUGAUUCUUUGUGCCUUUUAAUGUUGGGAUCUUCUGUUCUUAGUGUUCAGUAUUCAAGAAAUGUGAAAGUUAUCUAAACCUAUUCAUCAUUUUGUCAA